AUGAACCGCCAACCACCUUCCCGCCUCCUCACCACCUCCGCUCGCGUAUACCCCACCUCCCUCCCCCACCUCUACUCAGCUUCCAACAAAUCCACCAAGGGUCUCAAAUGGCUUCCACCCCUAGUAGGCAUCGUCGCCAUCGGCUACGGCAUCACCACCUACCGCGAAGCUCAGAUGCAACAGCGCGUGGCGGCCAUGGAACAAGCCGAGAUGGAGAGGCAGCGUCGUGCGAACAUGUUGGCUGACGCCUAUGGUGACCGCGGCAGUCUUGAGGAGCUGGAGCGGGCUGUUAGAGCGUAUGAGGCUCAGCAAAGGCAGUGA
Messenger RNA from Neurospora tetraspora, 321 nucleotides. RefSeq lists its product as uncharacterized. The transcript is spliced from 2 exons. Lineage: Eukaryota; Fungi; Ascomycota; Sordariomycetes; Sordariales; Sordariaceae. The coding region runs from base 1 to 321 and encodes 106 amino acids. The record is from RefSeq and is a predicted model, not a curated record.